UUUCAGGAAAAUGAUCUCUAUAACUUUCAUUUUGAUUUGGAUUUGAUGUCUUGGGACUCGGAUCUUUGGAAUAUUACAGGCCAUGCUUAUGCAGAUGCAAGCGUGAAGACAGAACCCUUAUCACCAGGCACUUCAAGCUGUUCCGUCCCUUCUCCAUCAUCGGUGGACUCUCCAGUGCAGAAUGUGCCUGAUGAUGUGGACUUCAGCUGUAGCUCCCAGAUGUCUCCCAUCUCUCUAUACAGCAAGAGCUGCAGAAGCCCUGCGUCCCCCGAAGGAGAUGGAGAGAAGAAGCCGGCUGUCAGCAUCACUUCUCGGUCUGCAAAUAAUUCUGCAAAGACUCUGAAGAGGUGUGGUCAGACAGCAUCCAGACCUUCAAUACAACCCAAGCCCCUUUUGCCUGCUGUACCUGAGGCUCAGGCUAAUAUUGGCAUCCCAGCUAAAACCAUCAUUAUUCAGGCUCUUCCCACGCUUGUGCCACUGCCAAAGCAUCAGCCAGUUGUUAACAUCCAGCCAGCACCCCCAAAAGGUCAGUCAGUGGUGCUCUCCCAGCCUGCUGUGGUACAGCUCCAGGCUUCUGGGGUGCUUCCUGCCUCCCAGCCCGUCAUUGCUGUCACUGGAGGGACCACGCAGCUUCACAGUCACACAGUGAAUGCAUUGCCUCCAGCUGCUGGAAAUGGCUCAACAAGCGGCAAAAUACCAGUGCCUAAGCCCUUGCUUCAAAGCACCACACCAGCAGCAGGGCUGGAUGUCAAUGUGUUGAGAAGGCAGCAGCGCAUGAUCAAAAACCGGGAGUCAGCCUUUCAGUCACGGAAGAAAAAGAAAGAAUACAUGUUGGGACUGGAGGCGAGGCUGGAGGCAGCCUUAUUGGAGAAUGAGAAACUCAAGAAAGAAAACAGCACACUGAAGAGGCAGCUGGAUGAAGUGGUAUUAGAGAACCAAAAGUUAAAAGUAUCAUCUCCAAAGAGAAGGACCCUGUGUGUGAUGGUGAUACUGGCUUUCAUAAUGCUGAAUUAUGGUCCACUGAGUAUAUUCGAAAAGGAUCCCAAUGGAGUUGAUUCCCCUGCAAGUUCCAGCCACCGAACCAGAAAUCUUCUGGAAUUCUCAGCUAGCCAGGAGUCCAGCACAGCUCAGAAAAUACCUGAUGCCAUCAUUCCCGAAAAGAGUAAUAGGUCUGAUUAUUCUGAAUCUGAUAACAAAGCACUGAUGAUAGUCUCAGAAGAACCACUGUUAUAUAUUUCACCACCACCACCCCCCUGUCAGCCCCUGAUUAACCGGACAGAGUCACUCAGGCUGAAUCAUGAACUUCGAGGAUGGGUUCAUAGACAUGAAGUGGAACGAACGAGAUCUAGAAGGUCGUCAAAUAACCAACAGCAGAAAGCCCGGGUUAUGCAGAGCUCCCUCAGUGAGAAGGCAUAUUCCCAGCUAAUGGCCAUGCCUUACACAGACACCCGCCUCAGCAGGAACUCAGGGAAUGAGCUGCAAGUGUAUUAUGCCUCUCCAAGGAGCUAUCAAGAUUUUUUUGAAGCUAUUCGCAGAAGGGGAGAUACAUUCUACGUGGUGUCAUUUCGCAGAGACCACCUGUUACUGCCAGCCACCACACAUAACAAGACCACAAGACCAAAAAUGUCUAUAGUGUUGCCAGCUGUAAACAUCAAUGAGAAUGUGAUCAAUGGGCAGGACUACGAGGUGAUGAUGCAGAUCGACUGCGAAGUGAUGGACACCAGGAUCCUCCACAUCAAAAGUUCAUCUGUCCCUCCGUACCUCCGAGAGCAGCGCAGAAAUCACACCCACACCAACACCUUCUACAGCGCGUCUCCCUCUGUCCCGGAGACGCCUCAUGCCCUGAGGGCUAUUGUCAAAUCCCUGCAGUAG
This is a messenger RNA of Antrostomus carolinensis (chuck-will's-widow), 1872 nucleotides long. RefSeq names its product activating transcription factor 6 (gene ATF6). The record is from RefSeq and is a predicted model, not a curated record. NCBI's taxonomy places the organism in Eukaryota, Metazoa, Chordata, Aves, Caprimulgiformes, Caprimulgidae. Gene Ontology annotation, molecular function: RNA polymerase II cis-regulatory region sequence-specific DNA binding; DNA-binding transcription factor activity, RNA polymerase II-specific. The annotation marks the transcript as partial. Gene Ontology annotation, cellular component: nucleus. The transcript has 14 exons. Gene Ontology annotation, biological process: endoplasmic reticulum unfolded protein response; regulation of transcription by RNA polymerase II.